This is a messenger RNA of Closterium sp. Naga37s-1, 1104 nucleotides long. NCBI's taxonomy places the organism in Eukaryota, Viridiplantae, Streptophyta, Zygnematophyceae, Desmidiales, Closteriaceae. The record is from the annotation of a GenBank genome assembly.
GCCACCUCCCCUGUGGAUCCGCGGGCCACCUCCCCUGUGGAUCCGCGGGUUCUGGACGCCAUGCUGCCGUUUUUCACAGAGCAGUACGGCAACCCGCACUCGCGCACGCACCUGUACGGGUGGGAGAGUGAGGGGGCGGUGGAGGCAGCACGGCAGCAGGUGGCGUCUCUCAUCGGCGCCAGCCCUAAAGAAAUCAUUUUCACAUCGGGGGCCACCGAGUCCAACAACAUUGCCAUCAAGGGCGUGGCUCACUUCUACAAGGACAAGAAGAAGCACGUGAUCACCACACAGACAGAGCACAAGUGUGUGUUGGACUCAUGCCGGCACCUGCAGCAGGAGGAAUUUGACGUGACUUACCUCCCCGUCGGCUCCGACGGUCUCAUCGACCUUGAAACCCUAAAGGCCGCGAUCCGCCCCGACACGGUUCUUGUUUCGAUCAUGACUGUUAACAACGAGAUCGGCGUCAUCCAGCCGCUUGCCGAAAUCGGGCAGCUCUGCCGGGAAAACAAAAUCUUUUUCCACACCGACGCGGCUCAGGCGGCGGGGAAAAUCCCGCUAAGUGUCGACGAGCUAAACAUUGAUCUUCUCUCGCUUAGCAGUCAUAAGAUCUACGGUCCGAAGGGCGUUGGCGCGUUGUACGUGCGCCGCCGACCGAGAGUCAGGCUCGAGCCUCAAAUGAGCGGCGGAGGCCAGGAACGGGGUCUCAGGUCCGGUACCGUACCAACCCCGCUGGUGGUCGGGCUAGGUGCGGCAUGCGCAGUCGCCGAAGCGGAACUAGAGCGCGAUUACCUCCACGCCGAGCGCUUAAAGCAGCGUCUUUUAAAGGGGAUAACGUCGCAGCUGGAAGGGGUGGUGAUCAACGGCUCGGAUGAACCCGGGAAGCGGUACCCGGGCAAUCUGAACCUCUCGUUUGCGUAUGUGGAGGGGGAGAGCCUGCUGAUGGGGUUGAAGGAGAUUGCAGUGUCAAGUGGGAGUGCAUGCACGAGUGCAAGCCUCGAGCCCAGCUAUGUGCUGCGGGCGCUGGGCGUGGAGGAGGAAAUGGCCCAUACUUCCAUCCGGUUCGGAUUCGGUCGAUUCACGACAGAAGAGGAGGUGGACAGGUGA